Glossina fuscipes is the source of this 3584-nucleotide messenger RNA. It is a transcript of the gene Cpr64Ab, whose product is annotated as cuticle protein 21. The coding region runs from base 272 to 664 and encodes 130 amino acids. The record is from RefSeq and is a predicted model, not a curated record. Lineage: Eukaryota; Metazoa; Arthropoda; Insecta; Diptera; Glossinidae. Gene Ontology annotation, cellular component: extracellular matrix. The transcript has 2 exons.
GUGCUUAUGAAAAUGGGCUAAAAAGUGUAUGUAAAUUGGGGGCAUGUGACUAAAUGUAUAAACGCAAUAGUUUAUACGCACAUACUUUAGCGUAUCUGUGUCUAUUUACACAUAAUUAUUAGCUUACGCUUGCUUUAAGGAAAUUUUUGUUUAAAAACUCACGCAUUUAAAUAACCACUCAUCAUUCAGACGUUCAUCAUUUAACUUAACUAAACAGUUUUUCAAAAAGAAAAAAAAAAAAAAAAAUUAAUUUCCUUUGACUACGAAAAUUAUGGCUUUUCUUAAGAUUACAAUUGUUUGGUUGAGUUUAGUGGCUUUUACGGAAUGCGCAUUGCUGCGAGCAGCUCCCGUUGCAUUGCCAGCUGCUCCUGUUGCGGCAGCUGUUCCAUUAGCCACUGAAAUCGAUCCUCAUCCUCAGUACGCGUUUGCGUAUAACGUACAAGACGCCUUGACUGGUGAUAGUAAAAGUCAACAGGAGAUCCGUGACGGCGAUAUCGUUAAAGGCUCCUAUUCCGUUGUGGAUGCUGAUGGCUCAUUGCGUACGGUUUUCUAUACAGCUGAUCCUAUUAAUGGCUUCAAUGCCGUUGUCCAGCGUGGAUCGGUGCCAGCGCCCAUUGUUAAACCUGUACCAGUGCCACUGCCAGUGCCUGCGCGUUUAUUUUAAAUAUCUAAAUAGCGUCGCCUGUACGCUAUCGUCCUUUAUUAAUUUAUAUUAUUGCUUAUUAGUUACUUAAGUUAAAUACGAUAUUUUUGACAUUUUAUUGUUGAUUUAUUUUAAAUUUAUGUUAGACAAAAAAAAACAAAAAUUAAAACUAGAAAUUGCUUAGUCAUUGGUUUUAAUAAAUGUAAUGAUUAGAAAUACCUUGAAAACCCAGAAAUGAUUUAUUGAUAUAUCAAAAGUAAUUGAUUAUUAGUUAAAAUGCUACGAAAUUCAAGGUUUUGCGGUAAACGAUGCUUAUUGAGAUCAUGGUUUACGAAAGACAUGAAUUAAUUGAUUCAAGUCAAUAACAAAUAAAAAUACGUUAAGUGCCUACUAUGAGAUCCUUUACAUCACUACUUGACGCGAUAUCAUUUUUCACUAUUUUAGAAAAAAUAUCAUUGGCGAAUGACUCAUUAGUUCGAUUAUUUAAGAGUGUUGGUCGAGUGAUCGUCGGUUGUUAGGGGAAAUAUGUUAGAGCUCGCAUUGUCAUGACGAAAAUCUUCCGGCAAAUAAAUGGUUGUAUAGCAGUUAAAGUUGACCCUUUCACGUUGCAGUGGAGGCGUUAUUGCUAAUUUAGUCUAAAGAAUGAAUGAACAUUUGGUUUAUUUACAUCGAGUCGGCAACCGUUUACAUUUCGACUCAUGUGCAUCGACUGUUCAUUCGUCCAUCACCUGCUACGAUCUUAUAUAGCUUCGUUGAAGAAAUGCCAUUGUGUGUGCAUUUCUUAAGCAUUCGUUUGCACUCGCGCGAUCAUCUUUUUAAGAAUUUUUUUUUUUUUAUGUCAUGUGAGAUUCAAUAAAGACAAACUUUUUUCACGGCUGGUAGAACUCAUAUGUAAGAUUAUCUCAAUCUUGCUGUUUAUCGCAUGUCGAUCUUGCCUUAUUAGUUUUUGCAAAGCAUCAAAAAUGUUCACACACACACAAUCAGUGAUUUUGAAUGACUUAUAUGGCCACGAUGAAACCUAUUAUACUAGCGUUUCACACCAGCAAUGGAUUGAAGCUUACUCGUCAAAAUCAGGAGUAAGUUGAUCGACGCAGUCCUGUCGUCAUAAUAUAUAUGUUAAUUCACAAACAAAAGACGAAAUUUUCUGAAGAAAGUUAUGAUUAAAAAUAUUAUAAUAUUCCAGCCGAAAUGUCGAAUGGCGUCUGGCAACACUUAAUGUUGCUAAGGCUUAAAAUAUAAAUAGUGCUCUACGUAUAAAGUUUUGAUCGUUCUACGGAUUAAUUAAAUCGAUUUUUUUAAUUUCAUCUAAUGACAACAAAAACAGUUACUUUGAGAUAAACUCUAGACAUUCAAGACAAUAUUUUGAAAGCAACUGCCAAGAUUGAUAUAUAGCUUAUGGGGUUGCCGAUGGCCAUUUUUCGAGCAAUAAUCUAUCUAUACUUCUAUAUGAGAACCUGAUAUGAAUGAAAGUUUGUCUUAUAAUGGCCAUGAAUUGUUUUUGUAUAUAUGGUGUCAUACAAUGGAAACAAAGCACUAACGUUAACGAUUAAACCAAACAUUGAACUAUUUAUUCAUAAAUAAAGUCAAUAUGUUCGUCUAAUUACGUUUUGCGCGAUUCAAUUCGACAACGAGUAGAGUGAAUGUGAGCAAAACGACACACAUUUGGAUAAUUUCCGCACAAGAAUGCAUCGUUAUCGGAAAUUCAAACUAACCCUGGUAACGGCAACGUUCAAGGCUUGACCCGUGAACGAAUGCAUGCAUUAAGUUUAAGUGACAAGCUGUCUCCAUAAAUAUAUUCCGCAAUCAAUUACAACGAAACACAAUCCUUCAAAUAUUUCGAGAAUUUCGUUGAAUUAUUUGCAUUCCUCCCUCUACUGGCCUUGUUUCUCGUAGAAUAUCGCAAUUGCAAAUUUUGUACAAUGUGCUCAGCAAUUUUGCAUACAAUUUUCAGUUGAAUGCACUAACACAAAGACUUUAAUGUCAGUUGUUGUUUGCCCGACAUCUCUUAAGCCCAGCAAACUACAAAAACUAACAUUUAUAUGACGUGAACAUCGUCUGUAUAUUCUGAUAAUUUUUUUAAUAUUCCUUUGAAAGCCCGAAGAACCUCAAAUAGAUUUCAUCUUCGAACUUGAAGGUAUCUUCAAUCGUAACAGAUCGUAUACAUGUUUCUAUAAGUUUAUUUAUUUGGGUAUUAGUUGAGUGACGUUUUCCCGACAAAUGAUUUAAUCUGCAGUUAUUUCAAGAAAUGGCAAACAUUACAAAUAGUCUGUAUACGUUCAAAUAAUAGCGGGACUUAAGCAGUUAAGGUAGAAAUUUGCUCUUGUUUAUUCCCUUACACUUCAAUGAUUUGUAUGAAUUUUUCUAAAAAUUAAUUCUUGGAUUAAUAUAAUCAAUCAUAAGAUUGCGUCAGCAAUUUUGUAAUUUCAACUCGUUUCUCUCGUAUUACCUUAGGUAUAGUCUAAAAAGUAUUGAGCUUCAUAAAAUAGAUAGCCCUAUUUAAUUUUAAAUAUCAUUUUAUAUGAAUGCGAAACGAGUAAAUAAUUAUAUAGAUAUAUAUGUAAUUAUGUUCGCCUUCGUUCGAUUUACUCGACUAUUUCAUGACGUAUACGCAUAUACAUAUAUAUAUAUAUAUAUAUAUAUGAUGUUGACAUCUAGUAUCCAUGCAGAUGCAAAUUAUAAAUUAUAUAAACUCGAUUAUAGCAAAAUAUUGAUAAUAGAGUAACAAUCAUCAGAUAAUACAUUAAAAUAUUUUGGUUUCGUUUUUAUUUUUACGUUUUCGAAAAUUGCGUUAAGCCUAAAAGCAUGUGCGUUUGCGAAUAAGCUGCAUGCCUGCGCUUAUACGCUCACUCAUAAAGUCACAGCUCAAGCAUUGCACUCGAUUUGUAGAAAAAUGCCAACAACAAGCAUAUGUAACAAUAACAACAUCAGUUAUAAUAGCACU